Messenger RNA from Aspergillus welwitschiae, 981 nucleotides. RefSeq lists its product as uncharacterized. NCBI's taxonomy places the organism in Eukaryota, Fungi, Ascomycota, Eurotiomycetes, Eurotiales, Aspergillaceae. The record is from RefSeq and is a predicted model, not a curated record. Bases 1 to 981 code for a protein of 326 amino acids. The transcript is spliced from 5 exons.
AUGGGCCCAUCCAGACGGGCCACUGUGGUCCCAAACGCCUUUGCCGGUGGCUAUAGCCAGACAGUCAGAAACCGGCUUGACAAGGUUGUUUUCCCGGAUAGGUGUGUCUACUACUUCACUCUUCAACAUGUCAAUAUUACUUUGUUCUACAUCUUACGUGAUCUUAGAAUCAAAUGCGGAACAUGCAAGAAGUUUCGGUACAUCGGCACUUUCUCUAACAGACAACUGGACAUUCUACGCCAUGCGGUAGUGGCUGAGGGAGCUUCGGCUGCUACCAGCGGACGUGCUAGAUGCAGACAGUGCACCGGUCCAGGAAAUACUGAAUUGAAAUGCACACAGUGUGACCGCGUCAAAUCGAUUGAAGAGUUCGCGAAGAACCAGCGGCACGAGCGUGAUUCUGCGCGUUGCAUGAACUGUGUCCAGAAACAUACGGAAACUGAACCCUUGAUGGAUGAAAUUAAGCAGAUCACCGGAGGCGAUGAUACUACUGCUAGCUCUGUUACUAGCCAGGCAGGCAGUAGCUCUUUGGCUACUUCUUUGAAGCGUCUCCAACUGAGCGGUGCUCAUGAGGGAUCUGUUUGCAGUGACGAUCUGGAUGACGAUGACGAUUUGUCCAUUGGCGGUGGUGUCUUUUUGGAGCCUAGACACACCGACGAGAAUAGCAGCACCAAUAACAAGGGCAAGGAGAAGGUCUUCACCGGCUACGAUCCUCAGGGAAACCCGCAUGUACUCACCCACCGCGCAGAGGCCACGCAGUCCUACCAGAGCGAAUGGUCUGUCUGGGGAGUUAAGAACAAAGCCCUUCGAAGUGAAGCCGGUCCCGCCAGAUCAACGCCGAAGAGGGAAAGAAACUUCGCCAAAGUCCCGGGCGCGCGCUAUGAAAAGCACGAACUGCCGAGCAUGGCCAUUCCUGAUUCCAGCGGCGCGAACAUCCCUUCUGACGAUGAGGACGAAGUGAACGAUUUGGACGUCUUUCUGUGA